AUGGCUGUGUUUCCAGACUACACGGCAGCCACGAGCCAUCCCAUUGCAAGCAGCUCUGGGUCUACAACAAGCGCAAUCGCUGUAGACCCCAUCAUUGAGAAUGAGCAAACGACAGAUGCCGAAAUUGAGAGGACCGGUAUCUGGGCUAUAUCUUUCAGAGACUUUGCGGAUGUGUAUCCAUCCGCCGGCGUGAUAGUAGUUGACAUCUCGCCGAUUCAGCCAGGUUGGGUCCCACCCAAUUCCAAGUUCCAGAUCGAUGAUAUCGAGCAGCCAUGGACCUGGCCCAUCAGCCACUUUGACUAUGUGCACGUAAGUCACCUCGAAGGUAGCGUGGCAGACUGGCCCAGGCUAUACGACCAAACUUUUGCCCACACCAAGCCAGGUGGAUUUGUCGAGGUUAAAGAGAUAGAUGUGGAGCUAUGCUCUCAAGUGCUUGCUGAACUGAACGAAGACCAUGUCUACAAAAGAUGGGGCAAGGUGAUGCUAGAGGCCAUGGAUCGACUGGGAAAGACGGGAACUCAUAGUCGAAAUCAUGGUAUCGCCAAAGGUCUAGAAGCUGCAGGCUUUGUUGACAUCGUUGAGCAGCAGUGGGCUGCGCCUAUCGGUGCCUGGCCAAUGGAUUCGACUCUCAAGGAAGUGGGUGCGUGCCACUUACAGUACCUUGAUCAAUCGCUUGAAGGCUUUGGUACCUUUCUACUUAAAGAGAUAAUAGGAUGGGUAUAUGCUGAGAUUGUGGUGUUUAUGAGCGAGAUGCGGAAGGCCAUUAGAGAUCAGGGAGCUUAGUGUCUGGCAUGAUAGCUGGGAUAGUCAUAGUCGUUGCCCUUAAAUGCACGCAU
Messenger RNA from Colletotrichum acutatum, 836 nucleotides. RefSeq names its product S-adenosyl-L-methionine-dependent methyltransferase. NCBI's taxonomy places the organism in Eukaryota, Fungi, Ascomycota, Sordariomycetes, Glomerellales, Glomerellaceae. The transcript has 4 exons. Bases 1 to 783 code for a protein of 260 amino acids. The record is from RefSeq and is a predicted model, not a curated record.